Messenger RNA from Trichoderma breve, 393 nucleotides. RefSeq lists its product as uncharacterized. NCBI's taxonomy places the organism in Eukaryota, Fungi, Ascomycota, Sordariomycetes, Hypocreales, Hypocreaceae. The record is from RefSeq and is a predicted model, not a curated record. The transcript has a single exon. Bases 1 to 393 code for a protein of 130 amino acids.
AUGUUCGAACACUUUGAGUUACGGCACAUUAUGCCGCUCUUGGUCGCAUCUGCCACGACGUUCGGUGGCCUCUGGCCUUUCUGGUCGCCGAAAAACGCCAUGCUCGAGUUUGGUCUGCCCGAGAGCAUUGCCGACUCCCCUGCUGCACAGCCUGUCAUGGUGCUUUGCAGCGCACGCACCACCGCUCUCGGCAUGCUCAUGUUUAUCUUCUACCAACAGGAGAAACUUGCAGCUGUGGAUACCGUUAUGGCUGUUAUGGGUGCCUACCUGGGCAUCGUGGAUGGUUACGUGUGCUGGAAGGAAGGAAUGCCAGGCAAGGCUGUGUUUCGUUGUGUCUCGGGAAUGGUCAUCGCGGGAUGGGGAUUGAUUGGGUUGACGGAAAGUGGCUUCUAG